CCAGCUCUGAAAUUGAAAUGGUCCAGCGUGCCGCUGAGUGUGGAGGGGGAAAGACAGAUCCUUCCAUUCAUUCAUCCAUCCAUCCAUUCAUCGAAUCUAACGGACCUGCUCCUGCGGCUGCAUGAUGGACGGUCCGUGCCAGAUGAAGAGCGAUAGCGAAGAGGUAAGAACAGCGCAACACUCAAUCCUCUGUGUGUGGCAAUGUCUGUGUUCGGCAGGUGGUUCGUAUUCUCGGCAUUUCGCCGCAUCUACUCGACUCCAGGUCAGCGAAAGGUGGUAGCGUGAUGCUCCUGAUGGGUUGGAUGUUGCAAUUGCAAUGCGUGUUUCCGUCCAUCCAUCAGCCAUGACAAGUGUUUCUGUCCGAAGUGCUACGACCAGCCUGCGAACCAGUCCUACACCAGGUCAACAUACAAAGAACAGACUUCCAAACACCACCUUUGCACCACGCGCUAUCUGCCCUUCUUCCCUCUCUGUUUAUGCAUGGUCAGGGGUGAGCCGCCGGUGCCCUACAUGCCCCCUGUCGGCUGGUAUUGGCUGGGCAUCAAGCUGACGCCGGAGGAGGCCAGGAGGUUCAACGAGGGGUGGGUGCCAGCCUACCACGGCACCAAGCGCAAGAACGUGGAGCCCAUCGUCGAGAGCAGAGCUCUGCGCGUGCCCACAUCGCUGGCCGAAAAGUCGGGUGCAUGGGCCGGGACGGGGAGAGGCAUGAGCUGGCGAGACUUCUGCCGCACAUAUCCUGGGGAGGUGUACUGUUUCUGCUCGCCGCACACCCACACUGCAGUGGGAUACGCCGAGCACUUCUGGGUCAGUGAGUUGACGGACGGGCACGGCAACUGCCUGUGGGCGGGUGGAUGGGCGUGGCGUGGCUGCGAUAUGUGUGUUCAGGUUAGCGGGCAAGAUUUUUUGGCAGUUUUCCAGCUGUUGGUCGACCCCGGUGCGUUCGUUGUCAAUGACGGCAUGGACCAAACCGUCUCUAGCAGAGGUGCGUGCCACGGAGCAAAGUGACAGGCGACAAAACCCAUGCGAUACAUGUAUCCUCUUUUCAUUCUGCAGCGUCACCUGUAGGCCGCAUUUUGCACCACACAUACACACUUCACACAUGUACGUGUGAGGGCCAAUGCUAUGUAUGUGUGUUGCUUGAUUGCACAGAGCACGGCACCGAUGCAUCCGAUGUGGACUGAGUGGAAGUCCAACAAGCCUGGCCGCAACCUCGUCUACGGUCUUCUGGUCUGUCCGUCAACCUCGCCUGCUGCUGCCGGUGUGGGUGCGAUGCACUUGGGGGGUAUUUUGCCGCCGCUCAAGCAGGGGUAAGACAGACCGCUGAGCUCAUCCGUCCGCCCACCCAGAGCUCAUCCGUCCGCCCACCCAUUGCUGUUCGUUCCCUCUCUGCAGUGGGGGUCAUCGGCUGGGCGGCGAGAGCGCAGCCAUGCGAGGUGAGCGACCCACCCACCCACCCCAUGCCUCUCUCAUGCCUCUUGUUGCCUUCUUGGUUGAUGUCUCAGGUCUGACGGCGCGUCAAGCGGCUGCCCGUGCGGCCGAGAAGCGCCUGGCAGACAACCCCCCAAGGGCACUACCACCAGCAGCAGCACGCAAGCGAAACAGACGCGAGGGCGACCAAGCAUCGAGUGCAGCAGCAGCAGCAGCAGCUACUGGUGCUCGUGUGGGCGAGGAGGCAGAUGACGAGCUCCUCAUCCUCGACGCAGCACCGGCCGGCAAGCGCUUCAAGGACAGCGGCGCCGCUGCGGAUGGGCGAGGGGGUGGCGGGGAGUGGGUGUGUGGCAUGUGCACUCUGGUCAAUCCUGGCCGGUUUUUGUGCUGUGACGCAUGUGGCACAGAGAGGGACAUGUUUGUAGCUUGAAUGACUGAGUGAACAGUGCAUGAGUGUGCCUGGGUCGUGGACGGGUUGAUCGGUUGAUCGCUUGGUUGGUUGGUUGACGUGACUGUCUUUUGGGGCCACUGGCAGCGAUGAUCGAAUUGAUUACACACAAGGAAGCACACACACGCAGGAGGCAUGCAUGCAACAGAAGCGCAUGCCCAAGAGCAGCUAACGAAGGUUUCGUUAGCUCCACAGAUGCCGAUGCAUUUGUCGAAGUCGAUGGGUCUGUCGAAGAGAAGAAAACGAGGAUUGGCGAGAUUGUGUACCUACGUCUUCAAUCCCUCUCCUUAAUCACUUGUGUGCAGGGCCUUCUACAGGGACUCCACCAACCCGACUGACGACUCUCGCGACUUUGAAGACUAUAUCACCGUGCCGCGGUCAGCCCGCUGACGUGGUGAGUGCGUGUGCAGCAGUGCGAAAGACACGACAAGCAUUACAAAAAACUUUAUGAAACAAACGCCUCCGUGUGGUUGUAUUCAUAUCAUGCAGUUCAUAUCUGUCUUCUCGGACAUUGACGAAUGCAUCCCGGCGCCCUGUAGGAUGUGUCUCUCUGGUGGGGCGGACCGACGGAAGCUGCGCGUCGACCGUCUUUGAUAAAUCGAUCACGUGGGAACCUGGCUGCCUGGCUGCCUGCCUGCCUGGCUGCCUGCCUGCCU
Molecule: messenger RNA, 2532 nt
Organism: Vitrella brassicaformis
Lineage: Eukaryota; Vitrellaceae
Source: the annotation of a GenBank genome assembly